ACGAACACAAAAUCUGGUUCAAGCGCUAAAUUCCAGAACCGACCCAUCGAAAUCCGAAUCACCCCGUUGUCUUCCUCAUGCAGCCUUGUCGUGUCGCUCUGUUUCUCUCCCACGUUGUGGUUGCUCCCUUUUAUGGGUCUUAAGUUUUCUCUCACUUUUCCUCCAUUUUCUCCCUCACCGAGCAGGGAGCCUCAGGAGGCAGUUUCAUGCUGCCCACGAAUUCGUAGUGUGCGAUGAGGCUGUACGUGUACGUGCUGCAGGCGAAGGACUUACCGGUGAAAGAUACGUACGUGAAGCUUCAAAUCGGGAAGCACAAAUCGAAGACGAGCGUUGUUAGGAACACGAAGAACCCUAUUUGGAACGAGGAGUUCGUGUUCAGGGUCAGUGGUGUCGGAGAAGGCGAUGAAGUGGUCGUGUCGGUUCUUCAGCAUGAACAGGAUUCGAGUCUUUUCAAUGUCUCUGCUGGGUUGAUUGGCCGUGUUCGGAUACCACUUCCGUCCAUCACAGGGGAAGAGAAUCAGACUGUGUUGCCGACCUGGUUCGUGUUCGAAAAACCCAGGAACGGAAAGUUUGUGAAUAUAGAAUGCGGGAAAAUCCUUCUCAGCCUUUCUUUGCAGGGAAAAUUGGAAGGUAUUCCUAAUGACCAAGACCUUUGUGACGAGCCGGGCAUCAACACGGAGGAUUCGAAAGAAUAUGAAGGACCAGCUAAAGAUUUGGUUUCCUCGAAAGUCGGGCGACGCAGUAAACAUCAUGAAGGGAAGAAAUUGAUGAAAGCAAUUGUCAACAACCUUGAUAAGCUGUUUCAUAAGAAGGAGGAUAUGACUAAAGGAAAUGAUAAUGAUCCAUCAGAACACAGCUCAGCAUCCAAUUUUGAGGAUUCCACGGAUGGAUCUUCUAUCCCUUAUAAGUCCACUGGCUUUGAAGAUGGACUUGAUUUGAUGCAAUCCAGGGACAGCGAAAAUGACGACAUGCCUGAGAAUCUUCCGGGUGGGGUUCUUGUCGACCAGAAUUAUCUGGUCUCACCCAGUGAUCUUAACAGAUUUCUUUUCUUACCAAGUUCGCAGUUCAGGAAGGAGUUGGCUGAAAUUCAAGGGAUAACAGAUUUACAGGAAGAGCCUUGGAUAAUGAAGCAGGGAGAUAAUCCUUCUCUGGCACGGGUUCUGACAUACAUGACAGCUGCAACAAAGAUGGUAAAGUCUGUCAAGGCCACUGAGGAGCAGGUUUAUCUUAAAGCAAAGGGGCAACAUUUUGCAGUUCAUGCUACCGUUAAUACACCAAAUGUUCCAUAUGGUAGCACUUUUAAGGUAGAGUUGCUUUACAAGAUCCAACCUGGAAUCGAGCUACCUUCUGGUGAGGAAACUUCUCGGCUGAUUGUAUCAUGGAGAAUUCAUUUCCAUCAAAGUACCAUGAUGAAAGGUAUGAUUGAAGGAGGUGCUCGGCAAGGGCUGAGAGAGAGUUUUGAACAGUUUGCUGAAUUGCUUGCUAAGAAUUACAAGACUCUUGAUUCGGUUAGUUUGUUGGACAAAGAUCAGGUUCUAGCUACAUUAUCAGAACAGAAGCCUGAUCUGAAAUCAGCUUUCCAAUACUUCUGGAGUUUCUAUGUCAUCUGUGCUGUUCUUAUGUUUGUGUAUGUUAUGGCUCAUAUUCUGCAUUGUGAACCCAGCAAAGUCCAGGGUUAUGAGUUCUAUGGACUUGAUUUGCCUGAUACCCUUGGAGAGCUUUUUACUAGCGGAAUACUAGUCCUUCUGUUGCAGCGUGUGUAUAGGAUGAUCAUGCACUUUGUAGAAGCAAAUUUGCAUAGAGGAUGUGAUCAUGGAGUUAAAGCCAGUGGCAAAGGAUGGAUUCUCACGAUAGCUUUAAUUAAAGGCACGAAUUUGGCUUCAGUGGAGAGCACAGAGCUUUUUGAUCCCUACGUUGUUUUCACGUGCAAUGGGAAAACGAGAACAAGCUCUGUCAAGCUUCAAGCUCAAGAACCUCAAUGGAAUGAGGUAAUUGAGUUUGAUGCAAUGGAAGAACCACCAUCGGUAUUAGAUGUUGAGGUCUUUGAUUUUGAUGGUCCCUUCGACCAGGGUGCCUCUCUCGGGCAUGCUGAGAUAAAUUUCUUGAAACUUACACCGGAUGAACUUGCGGACUUGUGGGUUCCACUUGAGGGUAAUCUUGCCCAAGCUUCUCAGUCAAAGUUACAUUUGAGGAUCUUCCUGGAGAACAACAAUGGGGUUGAAACAAUGAAGGACUACUUGACUAAGGUUGAAAAGGAAGUCGGGAAGAAGUUGAAUAUUCGGUCACCACAGAAGAACUCUGCUUUCCAGAAACUCUUUGGACUGCCGCAUGAAGAAUUUCUUCUUAAAGAGUAUACAUGCCAACUGAAGAGAAAAAUGCCUUUGCAGGGCAAGCUCUUCCUGUCUGCCAGAAUUGUGGCAUUCUACUCCAACUUUUUCGGACACAAAACCAAGUUUUACUUCCUCUGGGAAGACAUUGAUGAAAUUCAAGUGCUUCCCCCAACGUUUGCUUCUUUAGGCAGCCCUUUGCUGCUCAUCAUUCUGAAAAAAGAUCGAGGUCUAGAUGCGAAACAUGGAGCAAAGUCUCAAGACGAGGAAGGAAGACUUUGGUUCUAUUUCCAAUCAUUUGUGACAUUUGAUGCGACCAGCAGGACGACUAUGGCUAUAUGGAAAACAAGGGUUCUAAGCGGAGAUCAUAGAGAAGAAAUGGCAAAAGAAGAAGAAACUGGGGGGAUACCCUUCUUGCCUAAAGAUGUUGUUUCAGAUGCCGACGAAUUCAAGAUGUCGAAGUUGUACACUUGCGAUUCACCCAUCAACGUGGAUUUGGCUAUGGAGAUUUUCGGAGGAGGUGAGAUUGAGCGUAAGAUCAUGGAAAAGUCUGGGUGUCUAAGUUACACGAGCACAAUGUGGGAAUCCGUAGAACCCGAUGUCUCUGAAAGACGGAUCUCUUACAAGUUCAAUCACCAUGUUUCGAUUUUCGGAGGCAGUGUCACCUGCGAGCAGCAGAAGUCUCCUGCUUCUGAUGGUGAAGGGUGGAUCGUGACCGAGGGCGUGACCCUUCAUGACGUCCCAUUCGGCGACCAUUUCCGUGUUUACAUGAGAUAUGAGAUCAAGAGAUCGGGGGUUGCUUGCGAGGCAAGUAAGUGCGAUGUCUACGUAGGGAUCAGGUGGUUGAAAGCCACCAAGUUUCAGCAGAGAAUCACUCGGAAUGUGUUGGAGAAAUUCAGGAUUCGAUUGAAGGAAAUGUUUGAUUUGUUGCAGAAACAGGUUUUGACAUCAUCAUCAUCAUCACAAAAUGUUUUAGAGAAAUAGCAUCCCUGUAGAAAUUAGUAGCAGCGUCUCUCUCUCGUAAAUGUUUUUGCAAGGCUUCAAAGGAACAAAGAAGAAAUGCAUUUUAUUCCCAAUUUUUUUUUUUUUAUAUAGUGUUUUGAUAUUUCAA
Tarenaya hassleriana is the source of this 3438-nucleotide messenger RNA. RefSeq names its product C2 and GRAM domain-containing protein At5g50170. The transcript is spliced from 10 exons. The coding region runs from base 234 to 3311 and encodes 1025 amino acids. The record is from RefSeq and is a predicted model, not a curated record. Lineage: Eukaryota; Viridiplantae; Streptophyta; Magnoliopsida; Brassicales; Cleomaceae.